Molecule: messenger RNA, 1146 nt
Organism: Eurytemora carolleeae
Lineage: Eukaryota; Metazoa; Arthropoda; Copepoda; Calanoida; Temoridae
Product: transmembrane emp24 domain-containing protein 2-like
Exons: 11
Coding region: 67-687 (206 amino acids)
Biological process (GO): intracellular protein transport; endoplasmic reticulum to Golgi vesicle-mediated transport; Golgi organization
Cellular component (GO): endoplasmic reticulum-Golgi intermediate compartment; Golgi apparatus; COPII-coated ER to Golgi transport vesicle
Source: RefSeq, a predicted model, not a curated record
UAUUCUAUACAUAUUGGUUAAAUUUGAAAUUACUCCUGUCAAACUUAAUGAAUUUUAGAUUUUAAAAUGCGCUUGAGCUCUUCACUAUUUGGACUUCUGCUAUGUUUUUUGAUUCGUGGUAGCAGUGGAUAUUUUGUGACUGUUGAUGCACAUGCCGAAGAAUGCUUUUUUGACAAGGUGAAAUCAGGGACCAAGAUGGGACUCAUAUUCGAGGUUGCUGAAGGAGGUUUUCUAGAUAUUGAUGUCAAAAUAGUUGGUCCUGAUAGCAAGCCAAUUCACCAGGGCGAGAGAGAGACUAAUGGUAAAUAUACUUUUGCUGCUCAUAUGGAUGGUGUUUAUCAAUAUUGCUUCAGUAAUCAGAUGUCAACCAUGACUCCGAAAAUUGUGAUGUUUGACAUGGAUAUUGGAGAAGCUCCAGCCGACGGAAUUGGCGAGGAGAAGGAAGGAGAGGAAGUAACCCAUAACAAAUUGGAAGACAUGAUUAAGGAACUAUCUACUGCUCUGUCCGGUGUAAAGCAUGAGCAAGAGUAUAUGCAGGUUCGAGAUAGAAUUCACAGAAAUAUAAACGAGAGCACUAAUUCUAGAGUUGUUAUGUGGUCGUUCUUUGAGGCUUUGGUGCUGGUAGCGAUGACCCUUGGACAAAUCUAUUAUCUGAAACGAUUUUUUGAGGUCCGACGAGUGGUUUAGCCCCCGACAGAAAGGAUAAAUUACAGACAAUGUUAAUUCAAAGAAUUCUUGUGUUAAAUCAAUGAUCAAUGAUCAGACAUGUUAGUUUUGAGAACCAGACUUUAGUUUAGUAUAUGAAGUUGGAUGCAUUAAUCUUGAGUGGGUCAACAGUUUUAGACUUUUUAUUUACAUUUUACAUCAGAGCCAAACCUUAGGAAAAUAUUUAUCGAAAUACAUAAAAAGUAUUAUACAGUCCUCUUAUGUACACGGUACAUAACAAUAAACUUGGAUUUAUUAAUAAUAUUAUUUCCACCCUGUAAAAGAAAAAUUCAAUCCGUGUUUUGCUCAAACAAAUCAUUGUUAUCAAGGUUUAGCUUUUUUAAAUUGUUAACUUUGAUACCGUAACUAAAAAUUUGCAACCUUUGUUAUAGACAAAAUAUUGAUUUUUUUUCAUUUCUGUAAAUAUUGUUAUUUUUCAGA